Messenger RNA from Cheilinus undulatus (humphead wrasse), 894 nucleotides. RefSeq names its product transmembrane protein 238-like. The record is from RefSeq and is a predicted model, not a curated record. Lineage: Eukaryota; Metazoa; Chordata; Actinopteri; Labriformes; Labridae. The transcript has 2 exons. The coding region runs from base 101 to 646 and encodes 181 amino acids.
GCUUGUGUGCAGGUGAACGUAGCACAGGUGGAGAGAGGUGAAAUGUGCCUCUCCGUGCUGGGCUCUGGUACUCGGGUCCUCGGCUCCGGUCCUCUCCGUGAUGGCCCCCCGCUGCGUGGGGCGGUGCGCGCUGCUCUUCCUGCUGGCCGUGGUUUUUGAUGCCGCGGGCUUCGUGGUGCUGCUGGUCGGGAUUUUCGGGAAUCUGAACGUCAGCGGCCGGUUCUACGGAGACUUUCUGAUCUACACGGGCUCCGUCAUCAUGUUCCUCAGCCUGGUCUGGUGGGUGCUCUGGUACACCGGGAACGUGCCGCUGGACGCGGAGGAGCGCCGCGGCUCUCUGGACAUCAGCUUCACGCACUGGGCCAGGAAGCUGUCCGAGAGGCUCUCCAAGGGGGGGCUGAAGUCUGUGGAGACCGGGGAGGGGAUGAAGAAGAGUUCGGGGAGCAUGAAGGACACGAACGGGACAGUAAGAGCUUCAGGACCAGCUCGGAUCAGCUGGGAGGACGGCAGAGGCAGUGUCCGAGCCGUGUCGGGUCACUGCAACUCCGGCUUUGAAGGAUGGACUGAGGAGAAGAACGUGGAGCUGGGAGUCCUGAGGACCUCAGACGUGACCCUGCAGGCAGACCGAGCAGAGAGACUCCUCUGACAGAGCACGUGUCUUCGGGGGCUGGAGGAUGGCGUCCCUCCUCGUGCUGCUUCCUAAAACUCCAACAGACUGAAAGCUGAAGUCACUUUGUAUGUUGUAAAUGAAGAAGACGUUUCUAAAUCAGGGAAAAGCCCUCCAUCACACAGACGGGCUGUGCACAAACAAAAGAAGGUCUUUCACAUGUACAUAGUAAAUUUCUAUUUUUAUCUGCUGUUUUUGAUGUAAAUUAUUUUAUAUGGGAAUAAAGU